AUGCUCGAAAGUACAGACUGCACCAAACCGACGUUCGAAUACGAGUUUUACAGUGCAAAUGUUGAGUUCGGAGAAGUCUGUUCUCCGCUAGCUCCCACGUUGUUGGAUGGAAUUUUGUCGAAAUUUGCAGUGAAGUCCAAGGCUCGUUUCUCCACCACUCUUCAAAUGGUCGGUGUGAUCUCGGAUCAGCCAUCGCUGAUCACCUUACUGCUCUUGGAUAUGCAUGUGUUUGUGCACUUUGUUAUCUUCUUUCUCUACAUCGAUGGAUUCCUACGUGUACAUCCGAUUUUUCAUCGGAAUGUUUUGCGGAGGCUUAACCACGGUCGGUACAAUUUUGGUGGUGGAAAGCCUUGCCAGCGAAACAUCGUCUCUGGAUGUGUACGGUGGUCACAUGGGCUCCUAAUUACAUUUUGUUCGCUAUUUUUGCAUACUUCACUGGUCAUUGGAGGAUAUUGGCCCGGGCGUGCAGUGCGGUAA
This is a messenger RNA of Ostertagia ostertagi, 477 nucleotides long. The record is from the annotation of a GenBank genome assembly. Lineage: Eukaryota; Metazoa; Nematoda; Chromadorea; Rhabditida; Trichostrongylidae.